This is a messenger RNA of Hippocampus zosterae (dwarf seahorse), 2548 nucleotides long. RefSeq names its product histamine H3 receptor. NCBI's taxonomy places the organism in Eukaryota, Metazoa, Chordata, Actinopteri, Syngnathiformes, Syngnathidae. The record is from RefSeq and is a predicted model, not a curated record. Gene Ontology annotation, biological process: adenylate cyclase-activating adrenergic receptor signaling pathway. The transcript is spliced from 4 exons. Gene Ontology annotation, cellular component: membrane. Gene Ontology annotation, molecular function: histamine receptor activity. The coding region runs from base 559 to 1905 and encodes 448 amino acids.
UUCCAGAUAUUCCCGAAAACAUUUUUCUCCAUGCUUGUUCGAAGGCACGUCUCUGUGACCUUGUAUAGCGCGUGAUGACGAAAACGCUUUUAUUGUGGAGAUCUAAGCGGAAGUGGAACGCGGAUGUAAAAAACGGCCGCUGGGUGAAAAAGAAAGAAAGAAGAAAAAAAAGAAACGUGCGCUCACACCUCUCGUGCGCUCAACGAAUAAAGGCGCGCGCCACGCGCCAGGAGGAUCUUCUUUGCGCUACGCCGUCCACGAGGUGACCAGAGGACGCCUCUUUUUUUAUUUAUUUAUUAUUCUUAUUUUUUUUUUAUUUCAAUAGUGCCCCCCUCCCUUUUCCCUUUUUCUUCUUGCCAAAACUUGUACAAAGUCCUGAAACAGACAAUGGCGCAUAAUUACGCGCCGGCGUCUCCCCAAAUAUUUUUGGGGCAGCUCAGUGAAGCGCGCCGCUGAACUUGGCGAGUGCAACGAAGGUGAUAGCGGGGGGGUUGGGGUUAGGGGGGGGCGCUAGGUGGGGGGUGCGGCGGUGAAGAUGCUGCGGGAGCCCCGCUAACCAUGGGCGUGUUGGAGUCCAACUCCAGCGGUAACUUGACCCCGGCGGUGUCCGGCGGCGCGCAGCCGCUGUCGGGCUACCUUGCGCUGCUUCUCUCGGUGCUGAUGGUGACGUUGGUGGCCACGGUGGUGGCGGGCAACGCGCUGGUCAUCCUGGCGUUCGUCGUGGACAAAACCCUCCGAACUCAGAGCAACUACUUCUUCCUCAACCUGGCCAUAUCUGAUUUCCUCGUGGGCGCCUUCUGCAUCCCGGUGUACAUCCCGUACAACUUGACGGGCAGGUGGAUGCUGGGCAAGGGUUUGUGCAAGGUGUGGCUGGUCAUGGACUACCUGCUCUGCACCGCCUCAGUGUUCAACAUCGUGCUCAUCAGCUACGACCGCUUCCUGUCUGUCACUCGAGCGGUGAAAUACAGAGCGCAGCGCAACAUGACCCGCCAGGCUGUGCUCAAGAUGGUGGCGGUGUGGGCGCUGGCUUUCCUUCUCUACGGCCCCGCCAUCAUUUUCUGGGAGGCGGCGGUAGGCUACAGCGUGGUGCCAGCGCACGAGUGCUACGCCGAGUUCUAUUUUACCUGGUACUUCCUUCUGUGCGCCUCCACCUUCGAGUUCUUCACCCCCUUCGUGUCGGUGGCCUUCUUCAACCUUAGCAUCUACCUGAACAUCCACCGGCGCUAUAAGAACGCGGGCGCCGGCCCCGAUGAGGCCCCGCCCCCACGGCCGGCGAAGAAGCAGCGGGACGGCGCGGCGGCGUGGUCCGUCUUCUUCGUCAAGACGCGCAAGGUAAUUCGCGAAACUCUUUCUUCUUGGUACCAGGGCAGUGUUGAAAAUCGCUGCCGGACCACAACGGUCUCGAAAGUGGCAGCCCAGGUGUCUUGCAGCGAGCCCACCGCCAUCUCAGCCGUCAUCGAGGACGAUGACGGGGUCUUGCCUAUCUCCUGCGCCCACCUCGACGCCAGUCACAUCCUGGCGCACCGGGAAAAGUUCUCACCGGGCGGGAGGAACUCACGGCCGUUCCAGCCCUCGCCGGCGGUGUCGGCGCCGAGUCGCAGGGUGCCGGGAUCCCGCCUUUCCCGAGACAUCAAGAUCGCCAAGUCGCUGGCCGUCAUCGUUUGCAUUUUCGGCAUCUGCUGGGCGCCUUACACGCUGCUGAUGAUCAUCCGCGCCGCCUGCAGCGGCACGUGCAUGGCCAAGUACUGGUACGACAUAACGUUCUGGCUCCUGUGGCUCAAUUCGGCUAUCAACCCGUUCCUGUACCCGCUGUGCCAUAGCAGCUUCCGAAGGGCUUUCUCGAAGAUCCUGUGUCCCAAGAGACAAUCGGUCCGGCCUCAGGUGGUGGAGGUGCAGUCGUGUUAAAGCGAAACACUUGAACCAAUGCAAAAACUGCCAAACUGUGUACAAAAAAUAAAAUGAAAUAUAACUCCACUUCCUUGUUCUUCCAUUCCAAAAGUCCAAAAUAAGAAAAAGAGAGUUUGUGAAGAUGCUCAAAGUACAUAAAGAUAGAAUCAUGAGAGCGAAGACCUCCGCCAAGGCCGGACAAUCGAAAAAAAAUGCCCCCACCCAAAAAAAACUCACUUAUUUGCAGUACCCAUUGGGUGAGCUCGCAUUCGGGUCAACAGACUACAUGCAGUGAAACCUUGAACACAAAAAACCUUUACAUCAUACGAGCUGAAUCCAGCUAGCAACAUUUUUUAUGCUGUACAUUGUUAUAUAACUUUUUAUUUUGUUAAAAUGGAUGUAUUUCAUAUUUUCUCAUAAUAGAAAAUAGCGGAAAAACUGUGCUCGUAAAUCUGUUUCAGAGUCAAAUGAUUGCCACCAUAACAAUAUUACAAAAGUAUUUUGUAUGUUUUUUUUAAACUAUUGAAAAUAUUUGUGUUUAAUAUUUUUUAAUUCAAGUUUAAUCAAAUCGAAUACCAAUUCAUGACAGUAGCAUACCAAUACUUAGUCAAUAUUUCUACACAUUGAGCCAAAGAAAAGUUAAAAAAAGACUAAUAAAUAA